AUGGAAGCCCAGCGGAGUCGCCUGCUGACCACAGCUCGUCCCUAUCUUCAAGUCUUAUCCUUUUUUGGUCUUACACCCCCAGCAGAAUUCUUUACCAGGACGCUUCACAAGCGACGCAGGAGCUGUUGGAUUGCAGGAUAUAGUGUCUAUUUAAUUGCAAUUCUAGUGAUAGUGUUCUAUGAAUGCUAUGCGAAUAUUGCGGCCCUACAGCAAGUAGUUCAUCAAUACCAUGUGGAGGACUUCAGCAAAGUAAUGGGAAGGACCCAAAAGAUUCUUAUAGUAGCCAUGGCAACUUGUAAUCAACUAAAUAUACUACUAAACUAUGGACGCCUUGGACUUAUCUAUAACGAGAUACAGGAUCUGGAUAUAAGGAUAGAUAGUGCUUCAAAGGGUUUUAGUGGACAGAGGCACUGGUGGAGCUUCCGACUCCGAUUGGCACUUUCCAUUGGCAUGUGGAUGGUGAUCAUCAUAGGUGUUAUACCACGACUAACUCUUGGACGCACUGGACCCCGCUUUCAUUGGGCAAACCAAGUACUCACCCAGAUCAUUCUUAUAAUGCUUCAACUCAAAGGUCCUGAGUACUGUCUGUUCGUUCUGCUGGUUUAUGAACUGAUUCUAAGAGUGCGCCAUGUCCUUGAGCAGAUAAAGGCUGAUCUGGAGGACUUCGACUGCGGUGCCAGGAUGCAGGAGCUGUGUGUCUGUUUGAAGCGGAACCAGUUGCUCAUGGGACGAAUCUGGAGAUUGGUGGGUGAGAUCGGAACAUAUUUCAAAUGGUCCAUGACGCUGCUCUUUCUCUACAACGGACUGACCAUUCUGCACAUUGUCAACUGGGCUAUCAUUAGAUCCAUCGACCCAAACGAUUUUUCUCAGUUCAGUCGAUUGGGAUCUAUUACUUUUCUGUCGAUCAAUCUGCUGCUGGCCUGCUUUUAUAGUGAGUGUUGCGUAAAAACUUACAAUAGCAUAUCACACAUUCUGCAUCAAAUAGGAUGUUUGUCUGCAGCUGAAGAAUUUCAAAUGCUUAAAAUGGGCCUAAAGGAAUACUGUCUGCAAAUGCAGCAUUUGAAGCUCCUAUUCACGUGUGGAGGCUUAUUUGACAUCAAUCUCAAGUUAUUUGGAGGGAUGCUGGUUACCAUAUGUGGUUACAUUAUUAUUUUAGUUCAAUUCAAAAUUCAGGAUUUUGCUCAGAUGAGUGACAGACAAAAUACUAGCGAUACGCCACAGUAA
Molecule: messenger RNA, 1224 nt
Organism: Drosophila teissieri
Lineage: Eukaryota; Metazoa; Arthropoda; Insecta; Diptera; Drosophilidae
Product: putative gustatory receptor 98c
Exons: 4
Coding region: 1-1224 (407 amino acids)
Biological process (GO): sensory perception of taste
Cellular component (GO): axon; neuronal cell body; dendrite
Molecular function (GO): sweet taste receptor activity
Source: RefSeq, a predicted model, not a curated record